Messenger RNA from Salvia hispanica, 1705 nucleotides. RefSeq names its product putative magnesium transporter NIPA6. Gene Ontology annotation, molecular function: magnesium ion transmembrane transporter activity. Gene Ontology annotation, biological process: magnesium ion transport. The record is from RefSeq and is a predicted model, not a curated record. Gene Ontology annotation, cellular component: membrane. Lineage: Eukaryota; Viridiplantae; Streptophyta; Magnoliopsida; Lamiales; Lamiaceae.
GUAAUAUUUUCGUCAAAAAAGUUUGCGGAUUCAAUCGGCGAUAUUGAAUACCUCCCGCAGACACAAAAUCGUUGAUUCAGAGCAGUGUUUGACUAAUUUUUUCUCGUGCAGAAGCAAACAGUAAUCGCCGGUGGCUAGCUGUUUAUCCAUCUUGUUUUUUCAACGAUCGUUUGUGGUUAGAAAUUGAAUUUUUCUCAAGCCCUUUGUGAUUGGCGGGAGUUUGAAUUUUGUUAAACUUUCGAUUUUUGGCUUUAUUUGGUGUUGUACAAGAGAUUGCAGUUCACCUAACUUUGUAUUGCUACUUCAUAUCAAAUCGUUUUAGAUAGGGAAUUCGUGUAUAGAUUGAUGGACAUGGGGGUUUCGGAUAACACGAGGGGAUUAUUAUUGGCAAUGGUGUCGAGUUUGUUUAUAGGAACGAGCUUUAUAUUUAAGAAGAAAGGUCUUCUCCGAGCUGCUGCUGCUGGUACACGCGCAGGCUGUUGGUUGUCUUGCAAUACUCAGGUGUCGGGGGCUAUACUUACCUGUUAGAGCCUCUAUGGUGGGCCGGCAUGAUUUCUAUGAUUGUUGGGGAGAUUGCGAAUUUUGUUGCUUAUAUCUAUGCCCCUGCUGUUCUUGUUACCCCUCUUGGUGCAUUGAGCAUUAUUGUUAGUGCUAUUUUAGCACACUUUCUGCUGAAGGAGCCGCUGCGACAGAUGGGAAUUUUGGGAAUUAUAUCUUGCAUAGUUGGAUCGGUUGUAAUUGUUGUUCAUGCCCCUCAAGAACCAACUCCAUCUUCUGUUCAAGAAGUCUGGGAUUUGGCAUCCCAGCCAGCAUUCCUCAUUUAUGUGGCAGCUUCAGUAUCACUUGUGCUACUUCUCAUUGUGUAUUUAGAGCCUCUCUACGGGCAGACAAACAUACUCGUCUACUUAGGAAUUUGCUCUAUAUUGGGAGCAAUCACGGUUAUGAGCGUGAAGGCCGUUGGCAUUGCGAUAAAACUCACGUUGGAGGGGAUCAAUCAGUUCGAAUCUACUCAGACUUGGUUUUUCCUUUCAGUUGCAGUAUUUUGUCUGAUCACACAGUUGAAUUAUCUGAACAAGGCGCUCGACACUUUCAAUGCUGCAAUAGUCUCUCCGAUACACUAUGUAAUGUUCACAACUCUGACCAUAAUCGCCAGCUCCAUCAUGUUCAAGGACUGGUCGGGUCAGAAUGCGAGCAGCAUAACCUCCGAAGUGUGUGGUUUCAUCACAGUUCUCUCAGGGACGAUCAUUCUUCACAUGACUAGAGAAGAGGAGGCGUCAUCACCUCCAACAGGAACCAUAGUUUGGUACGAUGGAGAUUCAUCGAAAGCUUUAGAAGGAGCUCAUUUUAUUUCAUUGCAUAGCUCUGAUUACUUUGAACUUGUCUCUGGAGACAAAGUGAUGGCAGCAUAGCUUUACACAGAUUUCGACCGCCGCUGAUGGCUGAGCCACCUCGGCUAAUCGGCUGCAGCAAGAGCAGCGUGGGGAGAUGGUGAUAUAGGGAAGGGUGUGGAUUUCAUUUUUUGCGAUGUUCUUGUAUUUUGUGAGUAGAAUAUGUAAAUUAUUCUCUUUUUUUUUUUUUUUUUUUUUUUUUUUUUUUUUUUUUUUUUUUUUUAAUUUUUGAUGGUUUGGAUUUUGUAACGAUUUUUAUUAUUCCAUUGGCUUGUUUGCUAACUGGGAUAUAGAGCCUUACGAUUAUUAUUUUUCCA